AUGGACACCGGGAGAAACCCAAGCAUUGGCGUUGGGGCGAAGCAAGGCUGCCUAUCAAAUGAUGAUGCUCUGCGACUCUCUGGCAGCCCAGCAGCCACGGAAGAAGCUGUACCGGACUGGCCAGCCAAACCGAGCUACGUAAUACCCAGGCGCCCUCGCACUUUUCCGUCCACAGCUAUAUCUAUAACUACGCCCUUAACUAAAACUGCCGCCGCUGCUGCCAUACCACCACCACUGAAGACCGAUCAAAUAACCUCCACCUCCAUACAUACCUUACCACCUAAACCUAUCGAUCAAUUCGCGAUGGGUGUACUUAUUCCCCGCAGAACGUGCACUACUUAUCGUAAUGGAUAUCCAUACCGCACCACUUGUAACUCGGCCUGGACUGUAUGGGUUCGCUGGCUGGUAGCUGGAAUAGUUAUUUUCUUCGCUUUCGCCUUCUUCGCCUUCGUCCUAUGCUGCAUCUCUCGUCGCCGUAAACGCUCAAGACGAUACGCCACAAAUCCAAUGCCUAUGGCUCCUCAAAAUGUAUACAAUGGACCACCACCACAGGACCCUUCACCACAACAAGGUGGCUAUUAUAACCCAGGACCGUACUCGCCACCUCAGGGAGCGCCGCCCACAUAUGGCGACCAGAACAACACUGGAUAUUACCCUCCACAGCAGGGCGGUGUGACGCAGCCGCAGGGAGCGUACCAACCUCCGAAGUGGUGA
Venustampulla echinocandica is the source of this 714-nucleotide messenger RNA. RefSeq lists its product as uncharacterized. Gene Ontology annotation, cellular component: intracellular membrane-bounded organelle. The coding region runs from base 1 to 714 and encodes 237 amino acids. Gene Ontology annotation, biological process: vesicle-mediated transport. Lineage: Eukaryota; Fungi; Ascomycota; Leotiomycetes; Helotiales; Pleuroascaceae. The transcript is spliced from 4 exons. The record is from RefSeq and is a predicted model, not a curated record.